AUGGAGAAAUACGUUGAAUGGGGGCGAAGGUAUUCGCAUCAAUUAGCUAAUGAAUUUGCAUUCUACAUCUAUGACCAGUCAUACGUUAGCACGGUAUAUCUAUCCUAUGCCACGGUAAUUGUGAUGGCUGUCGUUUUAGUUUCUUUGGGAAGCUACAGCACUCUUGAAAGACCAAAGAACGCUAAAAUAGCCAACGAAAAACAUCCCUUAUUUGAUCCAUCAGAUCGAGACGAGACAUCAAUACCCGAAGCAAUAAUUGAUGAGACUCAUGCGUUUGCCAUGCCAGUAUUGGCCGGUAUAGCUCUCGUAAGCUUAUAUUUCGCAAUACGAAAUUGGGAUAUCCAAAAAAUCAUUACCAUGUUGAACGGCUAUUUAAUUAUUCUGAGCGUCAAGGCGAACUCAUUCAUGAUCUCCUAUCUGAUAAAAGUCACUGCCCGCAACAUCUGUCACCAGCUUGGUCUUGAUUCACAGCGAUUUGUCAAAAGAUAUGCCUUGACUAUAUCGCGGGAUGAUUUAUUUCACUCUGCAGGAGUGGAAGAAAACUUCUUGCUCCCGGACUCUACAGAAGCCGAGAAAAUCAUCAAAAGUGAGAUGCUUCUAAAUUCACGUGUAGACAUCAAAAAAGAUAGUCAACUGUUCAAUUUUUACUAUUCCACGGCGGACGUCUACGGUUGGGUCUUUGGAAUUGCGUUCUCCAUUGUGUUCGCAUUACUAGAUGGCAAAAACAACUGGAUCCUAAGCAAUAUAUUCGGCGCAUCUUUCACAAUUUUCGGCCUUUCCGUUAGCAGAUUACCUAGCUUCAGACCAGCAUUGAUCAUGCUAAUUCUCUUUUUCAUCUACGAUAUUUAUUUUGUCUUCGGAUCUGACGUCAUGGUUAAUGUUGCUACCAAAAUUGAUUUACCUGUCAAAAUGCUUGUCCCAAGCAAGCUGUCCAGCGAGGAUAAUGAGAUACACAUGUCGAUUUUGGGUUUGGGAGACAUGAUCGUCCCUGGGCUAUUCGUUUCGCUUUGUUUGAGAUAUGACCUAUUCAAAUAUCAUGAGCUGCAUCCCUGCACAGAGUUUCAUCACCUACAAAGAUUUGACAAGCCAUAUUUUCACAGUGCUCUGGUUGGUUAUACGAUAGGGCUUAUAUCCACCGUGACUGUAUUACAUGCUUUCAACCGUGCACAGCCGGCGCUAUUAUAUCUGUGCCCUAGUAUUAUUCUAUCAACACUUUCAACUGCCCUAUUUCGAGGUGAAUUGAAAAGUCUGUGGGAUUACAGCGAAGCGGAGAAGACGACCACGAUGGAACAGCCCGUCGAUUUCGUCUGCUCUUCAGAAACACUUUUCUUGGCAGGGCCUUUGAUUUCGAGUGAUGAUGAUGACGAAGAUGAAGACUAUACUCCGGAAGCAUUUUCAGACUCCGAUUUUUAG
Ogataea angusta is the source of this 1413-nucleotide messenger RNA. RefSeq lists its product as uncharacterized. Gene Ontology annotation, molecular function: aspartic endopeptidase activity, intramembrane cleaving. The record is from RefSeq and is a predicted model, not a curated record. Bases 1 to 1413 code for a protein of 470 amino acids. NCBI's taxonomy places the organism in Eukaryota, Fungi, Ascomycota, Pichiomycetes, Pichiales, Pichiaceae. The transcript has a single exon. Gene Ontology annotation, cellular component: lumenal side of endoplasmic reticulum membrane; membrane; cytoplasmic side of endoplasmic reticulum membrane. Gene Ontology annotation, biological process: membrane protein proteolysis.